AUGGAUUCGGAGGACACAAGGCUGAGUAGCGAUGUAGAAUGUGUUUCCCAGAAGAUCAAAGAAGAAGGAGCUGUCGGUUGCUUAGAAAAGAUUCUGCUUGAGCAUAGAUAUGAUUCUGGCUAUGCGGAAAAGUUUUAUAAUGCCUUCAUUAACAAGGAAGACGAUUGGAUGGCUGAUGUAUAUGAAGUAUUUGGGAGGCGGUUUCUUCAGGGAAGAUCUUAUGGCGGUAUGGUUGGGGUGCUCCGGCCAUGGCUUAACUCUGUGAAGAAAAGAUGCAGUGUUGAGGAAUGUGUGAAGUUCUUUGAAUAUUUCAACAAGGUAUAUGAGGAGGUACCUGAGAGCACGAAGGAAGGAAUGCAUAGCGCAUUCCUUGGAAUUCUUUUGGACCUUAGCUGGGCAUUGAACAGAGGAGGAGUGCUAUAUGAAUCUUAUGUUGUGUGUGAGAAAGCGUGCGAGAUAAUAAUGCUGAUGGGAAAGUUUCCAUCGAAAUCCACAGCAACGUCGUAUAUGGAGCUUCUUUGUACGUUUUUCCUUGAAUCCUGCAUGCUCUUCUCGUAUGCCAAUGCUGUCAAUGUUCUCACAUCUUUGGAUCCUAGGGCUAUACGCAGCCAAUGCAGUAUUGAAGACUUUCGUGCGAUAUGUUCAUAUGGACACCUUAAGAAUGAGGGAGAUAAACUAAAGAAGCUGUUCUGUAGGGCCAAACCCUGCAAUCUAGAAAAGAUCGUUAGUGAUGUUGAGAAAAGGUGUUGUGGAAUUGAGGUACCUGGCGACACUCUUGUUCGAAGAAAGUUCGACUUUGAGAUGUGGAAUAGAUAUUCGGAAAGUAUUGGAAGUUGUAUUCCAAUUAGAGGAAAUAUGGAUCUGGUUGGGUUUAUGAAGAAGAACGACCUCAAGUUUUGUGUUAGAGAUGGGGAUAUCCUUGUCCAAGGGUUUGAAUACAAGAGCGUUGAAAAGAAAGUGUUCGAGAUCAUUGACGAGUACAAAGAAAAGGCAAGGCCUGUUUCGAAACCUAUUGUUGAGAGGAGGAGAAUUCCUGUGGUGAAGAAUGUUGAGAAGAAAGAAGAGCCUAUCCACCAAAGAAAGAGUGUCAGAUUCUGUGAUAGGUUUACUCCAAGAUACAAAAAGAUGAAGAUAUACUCAAGAUAUUACAUGGAGAACACAAAGGGGGUGCAAGAUUGCUGGUAUGAAAAGAGAAAUGAAGAUAUGAAAGAGAGAUUUGAGAGGGAGGAAAAAGAGCUUAGAAGUAAACGAGAGGCUCUGAGGGCAUACUCUGGGAUUGUUGAGGAGAUGAGGGAAGCUCUAUCGAGGAAGAUAGAAGGGUCUGAAAGAAAGGUUGGGGCAUCUACACCAAUGAAGCCAGCCAAAGGCAUGCAUUGGAGAAAUGAAACCAAUGAAGCCGAGGUGUAUAAGCCUCCAAGUCCUCGGGUGUCUAUAAGUCAGAAGGCCUAUGUUCCUCCAGUGGAUGCAUUCAGACACGUAUCAUCAAGCAGCCUUGAGAGAAAAGAUGACUCAAAUCCAUUUAGAAGGAAUAGAAGGAAUGCCCGGAAUAAUUCCUGGUAUUCUGAAGGUAAAGACGGUGAAUCCGAAAAAAAUAAUUAA
Molecule: messenger RNA, 1599 nt
Organism: Encephalitozoon romaleae SJ-2008
Lineage: Eukaryota; Fungi; Microsporidia; Unikaryonidae
Exons: 1
Coding region: 1-1599 (532 amino acids)
Source: RefSeq, a predicted model, not a curated record